AACUUUUUAUCAAUUUCAACUUCAACAAUUUAAUCAUUUUGACUCUCUCAUAAUUAUGAAUUUGUAUGCCAUAAUUAUGAUUUGUGUCAUAAAUGUGACUUAGAUAAAAAGUCAAAAUUGACAUACUAAGUUUUUGACUGUCAAUUUCAUCUUGUCAUAAUUUUGACUUUGUAUGCCAUAGUCUUUUAUGUGUCAUAAUUGUGACUUAGUAUGUCAACUAUGACUUUUUAUCACAUAAUAUAACUUUGUCAUUAUUUCUACUUUUUAUUUUUUUUAUAUCAUAAUUUCAACUUAUCUCAACUUAAACUUGUCAUAAUUUCAGCUUUAUCUCAUAAAUAUGUUAUAAUUUUUUUUUUUUUUAUCUCAUUCUCAUAAUAACUUGUCAAUUUCAUUUUUUUAUCUCAUAAUUUUGACUUUGUCAAUUUCGAAUAUGCAAAGUUGAACUUAACUUUAGCUCCAUGUUUUUAGAAAGCUGUCUUAUGCAUAUGCAUAUGGUCAAACGCGUCCAUCUAGCGCAUGUUCACAUAAACGUGAUGCAGUGGAAUGAAAAAACAAGAGCGUUUGAGAUUGUCAAAUUAUAAGGCAAGCAUGACUAUUACUGUUCAUCUUACUAAAAUAUAAAUUUUUGAGGUUUUCUAAGUAAUAGUGAGACAGUAUUCAGUGCAGAGGGAGGCUUUAAGAAAGCAAACAUUAAUAAAUUGAUCUAAUUUAAUCUUAUUAAAGCAGCCACAUCUGUGACUCUUGGCUGAUGUUUCCCUCUGCUGGUAUCCUCUAGUACUACACUGCAAAAUAUAUGUUAUUAUGUGUGUGUAUAAAUGUAUUUGAAAACAAACUCAACCUUAAAACACACCAGAUGAAUAUCAGAAGGAGUAGUAAAGCCAAAAACAAUUUUUCAGUGAAUAAUGAUAUAUAUUUGUCCCUCUUUCUCACAUAAAGCUAUAUAGCUCACAAGUCAAAUGAACUACUGUUAUGAUACUUCUGAUACUCGGAAUGACUUGAGGGUGAGUAAGUGAUAUCGUCUGUUUUAAGUGUUUGUCUAUACAUGCACCCUGCUUUAAUCUCUCUCUCUCUCUCUCUCUGCAGUCAUGGAAAGAUUUGCCAAGUGAUGUCAGAAUGGGAGGAGCCUGUGGACCCUUAUAGAAUAAGGUGGGUGGAGAAGAUCUGUUUGACUGACAGGUGAGGCAUCAAAUCAGCCGAUUAAAGGUGUAAGUACGUCAGCGUCUCCCGAGGAAUAUCCGCUUUAACAAUGUUAAGAGUAUCAGAUUAAGUGUUAAGGAGGAAAGUUUAACCUUGUUCUUCCUGGGCUGUGAAGAGGCUCUAGAUAGCAGGAGCACGUAAACUGUCUUUUGAUCCUGCAGGGUGAAUUGAGGCCAAAAACACAAAUUAAGGGCAUGAAACAGUCACUGACACAGCAGAAACCUCUGAGAUCUGUUAAAAAGACAUUAAUAAUCAACAGUGUGUUACUAACAAUUCAACAUUUUUAUAUUUUCUAACAGUGUGUGACAUUUACCUAUGCGAACAUUUUGAUGUUUUUUUUAGCAUGUCACUAUGUGGUUGCUAUGCAUUUGCUAAGGUAUUUUAUUUUUAGCCUGUUGCUAUACAAUCACUAAGGUGUUCAUGGUGUUUUUAGUAUGUUACUAUGCAGAUCUGAGGAAUCAUUCAUGUUUGGAGCACAGAUGUCUGGACGAGUUACACAGCAAAAGUUAGUGCUUGGUGUGAAGGGUUUGAUGAGAUCACUAAUAUUAACUAUAAGCACUGGUGAUGCUUGACUUGGGUCACCGAGAUUUCGCCAAGAAAACAUAUUUUGUUGAUCCUGGAACAACAUUCCUGGCUGAAAACAUAGUCCUAACCUGAACUAACCUAAAAUCAGAGAGAAAUUAUGUACUGUAGUAGAAGAAAUAUACUGUAAACUUGUCCCUCAAAUCUGAUUGGUUGAUUGGAAUGUUGUUCCAGGAUCCAAAAAGAUGUUGAUCCAGGAACACGUUAGCCCUUGACUUGGCCACUAAUUACAAAACCACCUACAUAAUAACUAGUUUAGCAAUUUACACGUUUGACGCAUCUAACAACACAUUAUGCAAUUGACCGCUAGUAAUUGCGUUGGUUUCAAUCUGCAAAAGGUUAGAGAGUUAAGUUAAUUUGAUUAAAUUAAACUGACACACAUUUUAAGUCUCUCCCCCACAGGGGUCCCUGUCCCACUCGUGAUCAACAUGCAUGUUUUUUGAGGGAACAAAGAGAUUCAUAUUCAUGUGAGAAUCUGAUGGAAACAACGAUGGAUUCCAGCGUAAGCCUCCAUAUGGUUGGUUAAUCGCUGUACAGGUGAACUGUAUACAGUCAUGCAUUUAUUGGGUUGACAGAGGGGUCUUAUGUGCUAAUCUACAGAUUACUAAAAGAUGUCAGGAGAACAGGAACUUGAGGGAGGACAUCACUGAGGGAUAAACGCAUGUCAGUCAUUCUGAACAAGAUGGGUUCAUUUCGGGUCUUGGUACGGCUUUCGGUUUGGGACCAAAUUUUGUUUUAAAGAGACACCCACACACACCAGCUCUCUGUCCAGCGGAAUCCACUGGAGAACUUCUGUGCAUUCGUAUGAUUUCAUGUUUAAAGUGAGAGCGAUCGGGGUCGGUUGGGACGUACAGUAGCAGGCGGAGGCGUGCUGAUCACCCGCAUGUGACCCGCUGCAGGGAGGAACAGGUGGAUGCUGGUCAGACCGGAGACGGAGAACGCAGGGAACAUCUCGCGUCAGAGGUAAAACCUGUCCAUAUCGGAUUCCUCCAUAAGAACAAGUGCUUUUAUCAGUUGGACGGUCUCAUCCCAGCAUUCGAAUGCAUUUGUCACUGGACACCAUGAACAUGGUGGAUGACAGCUGUCUUUCGCCCAGCAACUUCCACGAAAUGGUCAAAGCAGGGGGCGCGGCGGUGGGCACCCGUGUCCACAGCAUAGAUGUCAUCCUGGGGUUCAACAAGGACCAGGAUCCUUUGCUCAACCCUGGAGGCAAUGCUGUAGCACACAAAGUUGGAGGGGAUGGUCUUGGAGAUCCAGGGAAGCAGGACCAGCGGGCACAUCCUUACGGACACCUGCCACCCCUCAGAGACAGCUCGGAGCAACCUGUGUUUCACGAUGCUGAUAUAUUCUCCAACAAGUGUGAUGGAGAGUUGAGUGACCUGCGGAAGUCCAUCGAGAGUGACAGCAAGUCUCCAGACUCUGCUGACGGGGAGCAGCCCAAGAAAAAGCACAGGCGCAACCGCACCACUUUCACUACCUACCAGCUCCACGAGCUUGAGCGAGCCUUCGAGAAAUCCCACUACCCUGACGUUUACAGUCGAGAGGAGCUAGCCAUGAAAGUCAACCUUCCUGAAGUUCGAGUUCAGGUUUGGUUCCAGAAUCGCAGAGCCAAAUGGAGGCGACAGGAGAAAAUAGAUGCCAGCACCAUGAAGCUCCAUGACUCCCCCAUGCUCUCCUUCAACCGCCCGCCUAUGCACACCACCGUGGGGCCCAUGAACAACUCGCUGCCCCUUGACCCUUGGCUGACAUCCCCUCUAUCCAGUGCCACUACAGUACAGAGCAUCCCAGGGUUCAUGGGUCCUACACAAGGAUUGCAAACAGGCUAUCCAAGUCAUGGUUUCCUUAGCCCACCCCAAACCUUGGCCCAAAGCAUGCAGCCCAUGGCACCACCUCCAUACCAAUGCCCUCCUCACUUCACCGACAAAUAUCCUCUGGAGGACGUAGAUCAGCGUAGUUCAAGCAUCGCCGCUCUGAGGAUGAAAGCUAAGGAACACAUCCAGUCCAUGGACAAAACCUGGCAAACCAUGUGCUAAGAUAGGGUACAUCUCUCUUUGACUGUGGGCUUUCAUGUUUCUUGGUUACUAAUUGGUACUGAAGGCUAAUCAAGAACCAUGGUACUGGAUGGUUAUCUUGUUCUCCAGUUCAGAAAAUGUUGGGGCACCGAAAUGGCGCUAACUGAAUUGUGUGCCAUUUAUUUAUUUUUUGCAACUGGAUGUAAAAAAAAAAGCUUCCAAGAAAACCAGCAGCUGUUGAAUCUGACUAAAGAUUUUGCUUAGCAUUUCUGUUCCAUAUAUGUAUUUUUUAGGCACACAUUGGCAUGUUGUCUAACUGUCCUAACAAGUUUAAUUGGUUUCGAAAUGGUUUCUAGAACCAGAGUUACUGAAAUGUGAAUGAGACAUGACCUCUGUCUACAAAUUCACACUUCCUCCUUAAGGACUGGUCCAGAUGUUUUGGGUUGACAUAGAAGAUAAAUAUGGUCAGUGGUCGGAAAAGACCUCUUACACAGGCAGCUGAUUUCAUUUAUAGCAAUCCCUCAUUCUGAUCACAAAGGCAGGGACAGGGGACAGAAAUGAUUGGUUUGGGGGAGACAUUUGUAUGCCUCAGUGUUCAUUAGAGGCAAAAGCAUAUUGGCAGACCCAUCUUCUGUACGUGCAGAAGAGCAGAAGGGGAAACUAUCUGCCGUCACCCCACCAUGACUCCCCCUUUGUUUGGGCCAGCUGAUCCAAGUCCGAUCUUUGUUUUCACUUUUUUAGAAGGAAAGACAGUCAGACACUGUCACUCUAAGACACCAAUCAAAAUGAUUUUUAGAUAAAACACCAUCAAUGUGCUUUAAGGGUCAUUUUAUGAUUACUAAGAGAAUAAUUUACCAUAAAAACAGACCUGCUUCAAAGGACCACAAUUUUGAUGUCAUGUCCUCUAAACACGCAAGUGGAAUUCGCUGCUUAUUUUUGAAAGGAAACUCACUCAGUUCAUGUUGCCAGAGUUUUUGUAGCAAUAAAUUUUGUAGUUGUGUUUGACUAAUAAAGUUCUGGAUAACAAGAUAUUGACUCCCGUGAGGAAGAGUCUUAAACUUUUGGGAUGAAUGAAUUAUUCAAUUGAACAAAGUAUGCUCACUAAUAAUGUUUUAAGUUUAGUUGUGUAGAGAUAUUGAAGAGUGUAUAGAUGUUAUAAAAUAUAUACAGUUGAUUUAACUGUAUAAUUCGGUUGUUUUUUGUUGUUUCUAACAGUUCUGUUAUGGGGCAAUCUAUGAUGUUUUGGUAACUUGCACAGUUCGAACAAUUGAAAAGCCAAAGUUAGACAGCGAUAUGACAAUCAUGGGUAGUUAAUAUGACUGUGGGUGUGUGUAUGAUGUUAUUUCUGAUGUUUGUAAUGUUUCAUUGAUGUUUUCACAAUUACCUUUUGAACAGAGCAAUGAAUGUUCACAAAUGUUCUUCAGAAUAAACAAAUCUAGUUUCUCAGA
Ctenopharyngodon idella (grass carp) is the source of this 5239-nucleotide messenger RNA. RefSeq names its product retinal homeobox gene 1 (gene rx1). NCBI's taxonomy places the organism in Eukaryota, Metazoa, Chordata, Actinopteri, Cypriniformes, Xenocyprididae. Gene Ontology annotation, biological process: positive regulation of transcription by RNA polymerase II. The record is from RefSeq and is a predicted model, not a curated record. Bases 2820 to 3812 code for a protein of 330 amino acids. Gene Ontology annotation, molecular function: RNA polymerase II cis-regulatory region sequence-specific DNA binding; DNA-binding transcription factor activity, RNA polymerase II-specific. The transcript has 5 exons.